Molecule: messenger RNA, 5558 nt
Organism: Lotus japonicus
Lineage: Eukaryota; Viridiplantae; Streptophyta; Magnoliopsida; Fabales; Fabaceae
Product: protein GFS12
Exons: 16
Coding region: 310-5280 (1656 amino acids)
Biological process (GO): protein phosphorylation
Molecular function (GO): ATP binding; protein kinase activity; protein binding
Source: RefSeq, a predicted model, not a curated record
CAAAACAUUUUGUUUAUUUUUCGUUUCAAAUAGAACCACUUCCAUCUAGCUAAUCUAAGCACCAGUGCACACCACCUACCAGUCUUGGGUUGGGGUCUUGGGGAAAGGGGUAAGUAAGAAGCUUUCAGUUAGAUCCGUGAUUAAAAUCAUACUCCUAAUCUCAAAUUCAAUCAACAAAUAUAACAACAGAGUUCCACGAUUAACAACAAAACGCUGCGUUUAAGCAACUGUUGCAGUUGGAGAAGAAGCACAGGCAGCAAAGCAUGAGGAAUCGCUGAGUUGACUCGACUCAGCAGAGCGAGCGAUUCCAUGGAGGAACAGAAUCACUGCUUCGACUGCCUCCAACGUCGAAUCAACUCGGAUUUCUCUGACCAACUCGUCUUCAACUAUGCCAUCUCCACUUCUGCUUUUCCUUUCGGCUCCUCAGCUAUCGUUCAUGUUUCUGGUACUGAAGCAUCGGGCAGUCAAUUCAUCUUGCAGUACAUGCCCGGUCACGACAAGAAUUGUUUUGUCAAUUAUGUAAAUGAAUAUAUUUUGGAUAGUAGUAGUGAAAGCACUAGGAGUAAUGAUCAUGAUAUUGGAGGCAAUCAAUAUAAUGAUGAGAUUAAUGGUGGAAUUGCUAUAUCUGUUGCUUCUGAAACUGGAAAUGCUACUUCCGGAAACACGUCGUGUAAUCAUUCUGGAAGGUUUUCUUGCUCCAGGACAAUCACCUCACUUGCCCCCAUUGCUCGGGUCGGAAUGUCUUCGUAUUCUACGUUUCAAGAGGUUGCCGCUGAUUUCUUGUCCGGUUUAAGCGAAGAUCAUGUGUUAGAGUCGCUUGAUCUCUUCAUUGCAGGGAAAGCGUCUGGACGGGACUGUGUAAAUUUUCUUAGGUUACUUGGGCUGCCUUCAUUUGAGAAAGAUACUUUUCCAGGCUCUUUGAGGCAUCCAAACAUAGCUCCUGUUCUUGGAAUUUUGAAAACAUCUGAUUACAUUAACAUGGUGCUUCCAAAGACUCCAUACAACUUGGAAAGUAUUCUUCAUUUUAACCCCGGUGCGUUGAAAUCUGAUUGGAAUAGAAGAUUUCUUAUAUAUCAGCUACUCUCAGCCUUAUUGUACUUGCACGGUCUAGGGGUUUCGCAUGGUAAUAUAUGCCCUUCCAAUAUCUUGUUGACGGACUCGUUGUGGUCUUGGCUGAGAUUGUGGAAUGAACCUGUGUUGGAAUCAAGUUUAACUUCGCAAAAGAGUGAAAGGGUUGAUUCUAAACCUGCAAAAACCGGUUGCUGUAAUGGUGGCUGUCAUUCUAAUGAUCUUUAUGCUGAUCUGAAGCUUUCUCCAUCGAUAGAUUGGAAUUGUAGCUUUCAUCAGUGGUGGAGAGGGGAACUAAGUAAUUUCGAGUAUUUACUUAUCUUAAACAGACUAGCAGGAAGAAGGUGGGGUGACCAUACAUUUCAUCCUGUAAUGCCUUGGGUAAUUGAUUUUAGCUCCAAGCCUGAUGAUAAUUGUGAUGCAGGAUGGCGGGACUUAAACAAGAGCAAAUGGCGCCUGGCAAAAGGUGAUGAACAGUUGGAUUUCACCUAUUCAACAUCUGAAAUCCCUCAUCAUGUAUCAGAUGAAUGUCUGUCUGAAUUGGCUGUCUGCAGUUAUAAAGCAAGAAGGCUGCCUUUGAGCGUUCUUCGAAUGGCUGUUCGUUCAGUGUAUGAACCUAAUGAAUAUCCUUCCACAAUGCAAAGGCUUUAUCAAUGGACCCCUGAUGAAUGCAUUCCGGAGUUUUACUGUGAUGCCCUAAUUUUUAGGUCAAUACAUGAUGGUAUGGCUGAUUUGGCUGUACCUUCUUGGGCAGAGAGUCCCGAGGAUUUCAUUAAAUUGCACCGUGACGCAUUAGAAAGUGAUAGGGUGUCAUUUCAACUACACCAUUGGAUAGAUAUAAUCUUUGGGUACAAAAUGUCUGGCCACGCAGCAGUUAUUGCUAAGAAUGUUAUGCUUCCUUUAUCGGAACCCACAAUGCCAAGAUCUACUGGACGUCGUCAGCUCUUUACACAACCGCACCCCAUUCGUCACGCUACUUCUAGAAUAACACGUCAUGGUUCCAACAAAUAUGCCAAAGUUUGGAGUGAAGCACAUGAAAUGCAGCGAGAGACAUCUCUUCUAUCUGAAACUGCUUAUCUACAAGAACUAGAGCAAGCAUCUGCAUUUUCAGAACAUGCUAGGCAUUUGAAUGCUUGUUAUCGUUAUCCACUAAAUCAUAUUAAAGGGAAGAACAUCUCAUCUUUGGGAGAUCCAGCACCAGAGACAUUUAGUAAAAACAUAAGUGAACUAUCUUUGGUAAACAGAAAUUAUUGGGUUCCAUAUAAAAUGAAUCUGAUCUCCUUUCUUCAACACAUGAAAGAGGAAGAUGAAGGCUCCUCAGGAUAUCCAGACUUUCUGCUUUGGAGGCAGAAAUUAUCUUCUUCAAGACUUGACUCUGAAGAUGUUGCUAGGGACAUAUUUUCUGUUGGUUGUCUCUUAGCUGAGCUUCAUCUUUGCAGGCCCCUCUUCGAUUCAAUUUCAUUGGCAAUGUACUUGGAGGAUGGAGCCUUACCAGGAUUUCUACAGGAACUGCCUCCUCAUGUUAGAUUACUUGUUGAAGCAUGCAUCCAAAAGGAUUGGACGAGGAGGCCAUCAGCCAAAAUUCUUCUUGAAUCCCCUUAUUUCCCAAAGACAGUCAAGUCCUCCUACUUGUUUCUUGCCCCACUUCAGCUUGUAUCUAAAGAUGAAACUCGGCUCCGUUAUGCUGCAAAUCUUGCAAAGCAGGGGGCUCUCAGAGAAAUGGGUGCAUUUGCAACUGAAAUGUGUGCUACUUAUUGCUUACCACUUAUAGUGACCGCUGUUAAUGAUACCGAAGCUGAAUGGGCAUAUAUACUACUGGAGGAACUAAUGAAAUGCUUAACAGCACAAGCAGUAAAAACAUUAAUAUUGCCAACCGUACAGAAAAUUUUACAGACAGCAGGUUGUUUGCAUUUAAAGGUUUCCCUUUUACAAGAUUCAUUUGUACGGGAAAUAUGGAAUCGAGUUGGUAAACAGGCAUACCUGGCAACUGUUCACCCGUUGGUCUUGUCAAAUUUGUAUAUUUAUCCAGAUAAAAGUUCAGCUGCCUCUGCUUCAGUGCUUCUAAUCGGUUCUAGUGAAGAGAUUGGUGUUCCGAUUACCAUUCAUCAGACCAUCUUGCCCCUUGUUCACUGCUUUGGGAAAGGACUGUGUUCAGAUGGCCUUGAUGUGCUAGUCAGAAUUGGUGGUAUAUUUGGGGAAUCCUUUAUUGUUAAACAGAUGCUACCAUUGCUGAAAAAUGUUGUUCGUUCCUUCACUGAUGUGUCAUGCAUGAAUAAGCCUGAUCCUGUUCAGAGUUGGAGUGCUUUAGCACUUAUUGAUUGUAUGAUCACUUUGGAUGGCCUUGCAGCUUUCUUGACAGAAGAGGUCAUUGUAAAAGAGCUGCUAGCAGACGUAAGUUGCAUACAUAUUGGGAUUCUCAUGCAGAAACAUAUGGAAAUUGCAGUGCUUCAGGUUGCUGCUACUACUCUCUUUGGAAUUUGUCAGCGGAUUGGGGCAGAUUUGACAGCAUUGCAUAUUCUUCCAAAGCUUAAAGAAUUAUUUGAUGAACUUGCUUUCUCCCAGGAAAUUUCUAAAGGUUCGACUACUGUUGGCAGAAACUUGAAGGUUACCAAAUUAAAAUUUGGAGGGGACUUGCAAAUUGAAAGUCGUAUGGACCUAGUGUUGCUUCUCUAUCCUUCCUUUGCAUCUCUUCUUGGGAUAGAGAAACUUCGUCAAUGUUGUACUACAUGGUUGCUUCUUGAACAAUUUCUUCUACGCCAUCAUAAUUGGAAGUGGGAAUAUGCAGGAGAAUCAUCAAAAAAUGGCUCAGAAAAUUUUAUUGCCAGAAGACAUGCGAUUUCCCGGGGAUUCACAUCUGAAUACAAUCCAGCAAAGCUGUUGCUUAAUGGUGUUGGAUGGUCAAUUCCACAAUCCCAAGGUAGUAAAAGUGCCAAAAAUUUGAAUCCUCAGAGACGGUCAUUCAAAGUUCAGCAGAGCCCAGUAGUAAUGCAUGAAGGAAUGUCAUGCCAAGUGAACCUUGAACCCUGGUUUUGGUUCCCUAGUCCAUCCACCAUCUGGGAUGGGCCUGAAUUUCUUGGGCGGGUUGGGGUUCAGAAAGAAGACCUUCCAUGGAAGAUUAGAGCAUCUGUACUUCACUCUAUACGGGCACAUCAUGGAGCAGUGAGGUCUCUGGCUGUUGAUCAGGAUGAAUGUAUAGUUUUUACUGCAGGAAUUGGCCAAGGAUAUAAAGGCACUGUUCAGAAGUGGGAAUUAAGCCGAACUAACUGUCUGUCAGGCUAUUAUGGCCAUGAGGAGGUGGUAAACGAUAUUUGCAUCUUAUCUUCUAGUGGAAGAGUGGCAUCUUGUGAUGGAACAAUUCAUAUUUGGAAUAGUCAAACAGGGAAGCAAAUAUCAGUUUUUGCCGAGUCCCAAACAGAAUCUGGCUAUCCUACAAACCAUCAACCCUCUGUGCCAAAAAUUAACAGUGACCAGGCAAAUGUCCUUAAUUUGAAUACACUAUCAAGUGGAAUAUUGUCUAGUGCUUUUGACUCAAGCCUUUAUACUUGUAUGCAUCUAUUAGACUCUGCUGAAACUCUUGUAGUCGGCACUGGAAAUGGUUCUCUCAGGUUUAUUGAUGUUGCUCGAGGUCAAAAGCUUCAUAUUUGGAGGGGGGAAUCUAAUGAUUCUAGUUUUCCUUCACUUAUUUCUGCCAUUUGUUCCUCGGGUUCUAACAAAAUCCAAGCAGGUGGUAUUCCCACUUUGUCAUCUUUGAUUGCAACUGGACUAAGUUCUGGUCACUGUAAAUUAUUUGAUGCUAAGAGUGGAAAUGUCAUUGCCUCUUGGCGAGCUCAUGAUGGAUAUGUAACAAAGUUGGCAUCACAUGACGAGCAUCUGCUCAUUUCCAGCUCUCUGGACAGAACUUUAAGAGUCUGGGACUUAAGAAUGAAUUUGCCAUUGCAGCCCAUUAUUUUCAGAGGUCAUUCUGAUGGCAUAUCCAAUUUCUGCAUUUGGGGCCAAGAUGUUAUUUCAAUUUCUCGAAAUAGGAUCGGGCUUCUUUCCUUGUCUAAAUGUGCCAGUGAAACAGAUGGGCAGCAUCACAUUAUCCCCCAGAAACUCUACGUUUCUGAUAAUGGAAUGAGAAGCUUGUCAGCAUUAUCAAGCAUUAGUAUACUACCAUUCUCUCGAUUGUUUCUGGUUGGAACAGAAGAUGGUUAUUUGAGAAUUUGUUGUUAAACAUGCUUCGUUGUUUUCAUCAUUAUCUUGGCAUCUGCAGUGGGGAAUUCAUUUGUAAAUCAUUAUGUCUUGUGUAAACAGCCAUGACAUACUAGUCACCAUAGUGAGAUUCACCUUGGAGAGUAAGGUAAGGAGUGCUUAUCAAAAAAAAAAAAAGGUAAGGAGUAAUAGUCAUUUGAUUGAAAAUUUGGGGUUGAGAUUUAAGAAACUCCAUGCUUUGCUAUACACAAUAUUGACCUUUGAUUUUUUUUAAUAAUGACAAUCAAAUUAAUCAUUAA